Paramecium pentaurelia is the source of this 1809-nucleotide messenger RNA. The record is from the annotation of a GenBank genome assembly. NCBI's taxonomy places the organism in Eukaryota, Ciliophora, Oligohymenophorea, Peniculida, Parameciidae.
AUGUCAGAAUAUGGAGCAGUCCCAUUUGCACUUAUGAUAGUAAUCAUAAUAUAUAUUAUGAUUGGAGAGUACUUUAAAUCUAUUCAUGUAUCAAUUAAAGCAUAAUAAAUAGUUUCAUUUAAUACAUGAAACAAGCUUUGGCAUCAUCAUAGGAAUGCUAAUGGGAUUGUUACUUAAAUGGAUGGAUGAAAAUGCUUAUGCUUAAUUUGUAAUUAUCCAUAAAAAUAUUAUAGUUUUCUUUGAAUGCAACAAUAUUUUUUUAUUUGCUUUUACCUUUGAUCAUAUUUUCUGGAGGAUAUAAUCUUAAGAAAAAGCAAUUCCUUAAAAAUUUCAAAUACAUCGUAUCCUUUGGAUUUUUGAGCACCCUACUUAACUUUAUUAUCACAUUAACUUUGACAAUUGGAUUUAAUUCUUGGAGUAUUAUUUUUGUUAUUAUAAAAGAUUUGGUUAGAUUGGGUACUAAUUUAGAUUCCAAUAUAUCAUUAAGUUAUGAUUAAAUGAUAAAAUAUAGUGCAACCAUAUGUGCAACAGAUUCAGUAGCAGCAUUAAAUUUAAUUCCUUCAUCUUAAUAUCCAAAAUUGUUUAGUGUAGUUUUUGGUGAAGGGAUGGUUAAUGAUGCUGUUUCAAUUAUCAUAUUUUAAGCAGUAACAAUACUUUAAUAAAGUGGUAAAUCAUUUGAAUGGUACACACCUUUUGAAUUCAUAGGUAGAUUCUUAGAGAAUUGCAUAAUUUCAAUAUUGAUAGGGCUUUUUGUAGGGCUUUUUUCAACUUGGUGUUUUAAAAAAUGCAGAUUUUUAACAAAUUCAACUACUACUGAAACUGUAUUUGCAUUUCUUAUGGCUUAUAUGGGAUAUUCUAUAUGUGAGAUGUUAGAUUUAAGUGGUGUUAUCAGUCUAUUAAUGAUUGGAAUAAUAAUGAGUCAUUAUCAAGGCUACAAUAUUAGUCAAUUAGGUAGAGUUACUACAAGAGUUACUUUUGAAUCCUUAUCAUUAGGUGCAGAGGCUUUUUUGUAUGUUUUUUUGGGUUUUGCAAUGUGGAAUUAAACCACUUAUUAUAGUCCAUUAACUAAAGAUUUAUAUUAUGUUGAAGUAUCUUGGGUGUUUACAUUAUUGUAAUUAGGGAUAGUCAUAUUAGCUAGAUACUUAAGUAUUUACAUAGUUUAUUGGAUUUCAAUAUCGUAUCAAUUAAAUAAUAUUAUAAUAGAAUCUAAGGAGAAAAGGUUUGGAAAUUAACAAAAUAUGAAAUGAGUAUAUGUUGUUUUGCAGGGAUGGUGAGAGGUAGUGUUGCAUUUGCUCUGAUUGAAACACUUGUAGCAUCUCCAACAGAUGGGAUAGAAAUUAAUUAGAUAAAUAUACUUUAAAGUUGUGUUCUUUAUAUUGUUAUAAUAACAACUAUUAUAUUUGGCACAGCUAUGCCAUUCUUUAUAAAUUUUUAGAUUGCAAAAUAAUUGGAUGAAGAGGAAUAAAAAUCUAUAAGUGAAGUUCCAACUCCAGUACUUAUAGAUUAACAAAAAAAGAAAGAGUUGAGUGAAGCUUAAAAGAUUAUUAAAUAUAUGGAUGAGCAUUAUUUCAAGAGAUGGUUUAUUCAUGAUUAUGAGAAUAGAAAAGAUAAAAUAAAUUAGGAAAAAAAAUAAAUAAAAACAGAAACUUUAUAAUAAAUUUAUGAAAAGGCUUUCAGUGAAACAAGUGAAGAUGAGUCAGUUAAAUAAAGAAAUGAAGAUUUUAUUUAAUUACCGAAUUUUGAAGAUAAAUCACCGACUUCUCCACUUGCUAUUAAAAUGUAAGAAUUAUCAUAACAAAUUUGAAUUGU